Molecule: messenger RNA, 507 nt
Organism: Aspergillus vadensis CBS 113365
Lineage: Eukaryota; Fungi; Ascomycota; Eurotiomycetes; Eurotiales; Aspergillaceae
Exons: 1
Coding region: 1-507 (168 amino acids)
Source: RefSeq, a predicted model, not a curated record
AUGGGAAAGUUGGAUGCGGGAAAAGCAAUGAUCUGCCGUCUUGGCGGCCUUGGCGCCCCAUGUCCCGCUCGGCGGACCAAUCACCACUGCACCUGCCCUGAAUGCCGCGUGUUAGUGCAAGGGCUUAGGGCUACUCGGAGGAGCCCGUCGCAGCAGUGGAGGAGAUACCAAGGUGGGAAACAACAAGAGAGGACCGUAGAACAUCGCGAUCAUCCCGAACAUAGCUACACUGAGCAUAGCACCAUCACACCGGCCGGUUCAGAGGUCGAACACCCACUCAACACUCUACCGUUUCUGCAACGUCCGGGCGAACGGGUCCCCAUGUGUCUCUCAGACCGCGUCCGUAUCAGGUUGGACCUCCUCCAAAGUCGCGACGAAACAGAAUACGAGGCUGAAAGAGACAACACGCUAAUCAGUGGAUUGCUGGUUGAGCCGCGUCAUACUGUCCCGGUCAAGUCCCAACAGGAGAGGUCCGUCCCCUGUCACUCCCCCGCCACGAUGAACUAG